Leptonychotes weddellii (Weddell seal) is the source of this 1266-nucleotide messenger RNA. Lineage: Eukaryota; Metazoa; Chordata; Mammalia; Carnivora; Phocidae. The record is from RefSeq and is a predicted model, not a curated record.
AUGAGGGAGGGGGGCUCUGCCAAAGGACCCACAUCUUGGGCUCUGGCGGUGCCAGAUGUGGAGCAGGUUGGAAGGAGGAAGUUUAAUCGCUUCCCUUCCAUAUCCCAUGCAGCACCUUGCAGCGUGGAGCCUAGUGGUAAGGAGCGCAGAGGCUUGGGGCAGCCGGGCUGCGAGGAGGCCGCGGCGCAGGGGGCGAGUGGAACCGGCGGCAGCGGCGCUGGGUCGGGAGGCGCAGAGGCGAGGCGGACGAACCGGCGGGGUCACCAGCCAGGGGUCUCCGCACUGGAAUUUGAUAUUCAUUUAUCCAGGGUUUACCCUCCUCCUUUUUUUCUUCAGCAAUUUUUAAAAUCCACAUUCUUUCUCGUUUUAAUUUAUUUUUUGCUUCCCACUCCCCGCUUAAAUCGGGCCGACUGUUUGGGGAGAUUGCUCCUUUACUUCCCCAAAUCACUUCGGAUUUUGGAAACCAGCAGAGAGAAGAAAGAGGUAGCAAGAGCUCCAGAGAGAAGUCGAGGAAGAGAGAGAGAGACGGGGUCAGAGAGCGCGCGCGAGCGAGCGAGCAACGACAGGGACAGGGGCAAAGUGAGUGACCUGCUUUUGGGGGUGACCGCCAGAGCGCGGCGCGAGCCCUCCCCCUCGGGAUCCCGCAUCGGACCAGCAGCGCUGACGGACAGACAGACAGACACCGCCCCCCGCCCCAGCUCCCACCUCCUCCCCGGCCGGCGGCCGAGGGUGGACGCGGCGGCGAGCCGCGGGCAAGAGCCGGAGCCCGCGCCUGGAGGCGGGGUGGAGGGGGUCGGGGCUCGCGGCGUUGCAGUGAAACUUUUCGUCCAACUUCUGGGUUGUUCCCGCUCCGGAGGAGCCGUGGUCCGCGCCGGGGCAGCAGAGCCGAGCGGGACUGGGAGAAGUGCUAGCUCGGGCCGGGAGGAGCCGCAGUCGGAGGAGGGGGAGGAGGAAGAAGAGAAGGAAGAGGAGAGGGGGCCGCGGUGGCGACUCGGCGCUCGGAAGCCGGGCUCAUGGACGGGUGAGGCGGCUGUGUGCGCAGACAGUGCUCCAGCCGCGCGCGCGCCCCAGGCCCUGGCCCGGGCCUCCGCUCGGGGAGGAAGAGGAGACCGCCUAGGCGCCGAAGAGAGCGGGCCGCCCCGCAGCCCGAGCCGGAGAGGGAGCGCGAGCCGCGCCGGCUCCGGCCGGGCCUCCGAAACCAUGAACUUUCUGCUCUCUUGGGUGCAUUGGAGCCUUGCCUUGCUGCUCUACCUCCACCAUGCCAAG